This is a messenger RNA of Fulvia fulva, 807 nucleotides long. RefSeq lists its product as uncharacterized. The transcript has a single exon. Lineage: Eukaryota; Fungi; Ascomycota; Dothideomycetes; Mycosphaerellales; Mycosphaerellaceae. The record is from RefSeq and is a predicted model, not a curated record. The coding region runs from base 1 to 807 and encodes 268 amino acids.
AUGUUCAACAAACUCGCAGACAAACUCGACCGCCUAGCAGGCGUGCAACCUGCCAACAGCAACACGCCCACCCAACAACCAUACUACCCAGCAACACAGCAGAACCUCCAGCAUCAACCUCACAACAUCCCGGCCCCACCAUACGGCUACGGCUAUUCUCAACAAGCCCAAUACAAUCACGCCCAGCAGCACCUCAACGGUCCCCUCCAACAGCCACAGCUACAACCCUACCGACCCCAAGGCCCCAUCCCAAUCCCACACCCUCAACUACAACCACACCAGCACCCCCUUCCCCGCUUCCACAUAACAAAAACCUCCGUCCACAACCUCUCCACAACCCAACCCUUCCUCACCCUAACCCACACCUCCAACCACCUCACCUUGACCCAUCCCUCCGACGGCUCAACCCUCGGUACACUCCACUUCCACUCCCUCUCCAGCAACUCCAUCGAUUACGCCCUCAAUGGAUCCAGCCCAGGUUCCUCAAGUCUGAAAGAUCCCAGCCAAGGAUUAGGCUUCGGGGGCUGGAAAUUCCGCCCGAUCUUGCUUGGAGGCGGAAGGGGGGAGAAACGGAGUUGGAAGAUGAAGGAGACGAGAGCUGAUGGGGUGUUGAAGGAUAGUAGCAGUAACGUUGUGGCGAAGUUGGAGGAGGGAGUGUUGACUUUUGAGAGGAUGGGGUUGGGAGAGGGGGAGUGUGAUGAGAUUGUUGUGACGGCUGUGGCGAUAGUGGAGAGGAGUUGGAGGGAUGAGAAGGAGUUGAGUCAGGUGGUGAAGAUGACGGAUGCGUUGGGGGGUUUGGGUGGAUAG